ACCGAAGCUUGCUCCAACCAAAACCCUCAUCAGAUCCAAAUCUCUUGCUUCGCUUCCAAAAUCCCUCGCUAGGGUUCCUACCGAUCCUCGUCAAUGGUGGACGGCGGUGCCCAAGAACCGCGGCGAGAGGUGGAUUUCGUCGACGCUGACCGCUGGAUAGACAUUUUCCAGUUGUCGGCUCGCUGGCGGUCGGGGCCGGAGUGGAACGCGUUCUUGCAGGAGCUUGACAAGGAGCAAGUUCCAUCCCAUCUCAACACCUGCAAUAGCUCGGGGCUCUUCCACGUUGUGUCUCAGGACAAGCUUACGGUGUCGUACGUCGGUAGCCAGCACCACGGGCACGACGUUGGUAUAAUUCAGGCGGAUUGUCCUGUUCCCACUCGCCGGGCGGCGUACUACUUUGAGAUGACGGUCAAGAACUCCGGCGUCAAGGGCCAGACUUCCAUCGGUUUCACGCAUCAGCAGUACAAGAUGCGCCGCCAACCUGGUUGGGAGACUAAUAGCUGUGGAUACCAUGGGGAUGAUGGGAAUCUUUAUCGCGGACAAGGGAAAGGAGAACCAUUUGGUCCACGAUUUGGUACUGGGGAUACAGUAGGCUCUGGAAUCAAUUUUAUAUCGCAAGUCUUCUUUUUCACUAAAAAUGGAGAACUUGUUGGGUCUGUCCCCAAGGAGAUAAGGAGUAACCUAUACCCAACAGUUGCUGUUCAUAGUCAGAAUGAAGAGGUCACUGUGAACUUUGGGAACCAGCCAUUUCGUUUUGACGUUGAGUCUUUUAUAGCAGAAGAGCGGUUUAAACAGCAGCAAAUAAUUGAGAAGUUACCUUUGCCAGCUAAUAUUGGUCAUAAGAUUGUGCGCUCCUAUUUGCUUCAUUAUGGUUAUCAAGAUACGCUAGAUUCAUUUGACAUGGCAAGUGAAAAUACAUUCCCUCCCAUUCCUAUGGCAAAGGAUAAUGCCUUGAAUGAACAAGGGGAUAUAUACGCACUUCAGCAUAGAAAAAUUUUACGUCAGUUCAUCAAGAAUGGGGAAAUUGACUCAGCAUUUCAGAAGCUUAGAGAAUGGUAUCCUCAAGUGUUGAAGGAUGAUAUGUCAGCGAUUUGUUUCUUACUGCAUUCCCAACGUUUCAUCGAAUACAUUCGGGCUAACAAUUUGGAGUGUGCUGUGGCUUAUGCUCGUGCUGAACUGGCUAAAUUUUUUGCUAACGAGUCAUUCUCGCACCUGCUUCAGGAAAUCGUCGCCCUUCUGGCAUAUGGGGACCCAUCUGAUUCUUGUGUAGGAUAUCUCCUUGACGCCGACCAGCGAGAAUUUGUUGCUGAUGCAGUGAAUGCAGUUGUUUUGUCUACCAACCCAGAAAUCGAGGACGCGAAGAGUGUUUUGCAGUCUCGCCUUGAGAAGUUACUGAGGCAGCUAACAGUGUGCAGCUUGCUGAGAAGACAGUUGAGAUCGGAUGAAGGCGAGGUGUUCUAUCUCCACAGAAUUACAGAGUAACAGAUUGGGUGCCCGUGGUUAGAUGCAGUCUUCAACUCUCAGUACUUGUUUGUCCAAGAUGAUAUUGCUUUGCUUUACAGGUGUUAAGUAAAAGUUAAGAAGAUCAUGAGAUAUUAUCAACCACUGUAAAGCUCUCCAUUUACAUCAGGGCCAAUUUGUGUUCCUGGAAAUUUAGACAAUGUGUACUUCACCUCUCACAUUCUUAAAACUGCUGUAAAGUUAAUACCUUUCAAAUUGUGAAUUCAAACAUGUGUCAGCCCCUGCUUAGGAAUGUGAAUAAUUUGUUAUCUCUGUGUUUAA
This is a messenger RNA of Dioscorea cayenensis subsp. rotundata (Guinea yam), 1782 nucleotides long. Its product is annotated as ran-binding protein M homolog. NCBI's taxonomy places the organism in Eukaryota, Viridiplantae, Streptophyta, Magnoliopsida, Dioscoreales, Dioscoreaceae. Gene Ontology annotation, cellular component: cytoplasm. Gene Ontology annotation, molecular function: protein binding. The record is from RefSeq and is a predicted model, not a curated record. Gene Ontology annotation, biological process: cytoskeleton organization; cell surface receptor signaling pathway.